Eleginops maclovinus (Patagonian blennie) is the source of this 2121-nucleotide messenger RNA. RefSeq names its product cytochrome P450 2K1-like. The record is from RefSeq and is a predicted model, not a curated record. Gene Ontology annotation, cellular component: intracellular membrane-bounded organelle; cytoplasm. Gene Ontology annotation, biological process: xenobiotic metabolic process. Gene Ontology annotation, molecular function: heme binding; iron ion binding; oxidoreductase activity, acting on paired donors, with incorporation or reduction of molecular oxygen, reduced flavin or flavoprotein as one donor, and incorporation of one atom of oxygen. The transcript is spliced from 9 exons. NCBI's taxonomy places the organism in Eukaryota, Metazoa, Chordata, Actinopteri, Perciformes, Eleginopidae. Bases 131 to 1651 code for a protein of 506 amino acids.
AACAAAUAGACUGUUCUCAAAGGUUCUAAUAAGAUCAAAGGAACAGCUACCAAAUAAAUAUCUCCUUCUCACUCAGCCAGAGGCAGCAGCAUUUUGUCAUCACAUUGAAAAGGACACUACUUUUUAUGAAAUGAUGGAGAUAGUAGAUCUGUUUCUCCAGUCUUUCAGUUCCAUCUCCCUGUUGGGGGCUCUGGUGGUCUUGCUGCUUGUCUACAUCGUCUCCUCCUACAGCUUUAGAUCCCAGGAUGAAGGAAAAGAACCUCCAGGUCCGAAACCACUUCCCCUACUCGGUAACCUGCUGCAGCUUGACCUCAAGAGACCCCACCAUACAUUACUGGAGCUUUCCAAGAAAUAUGGAUCAGUGUUUACCAUCUAUAUGGGACCCAAAAAAGUGGUGGUCCUGGCAGGAUACAAGACAGUAAAGGAGGCACUUGUCAAUCAAGCUGAAGACUUUGGCGAUAGAGACGCGAUCCAAAUUGUGCAUGAACAUAAUCAAGGGAACGGGGUUCUGUGGUCCAACGGUGAAUCAUGGAAAGAGAUGAGGCGCUUUGCCUUGACUAACCUCAGAGACUUUGGGAUGGGUAAGAGGGCAUGUGAGGACAAAAUCAUUGAGGAAUGUGACCACCUCAUAGAAGUGUUUAAGAGAUGUAAAGGUGAAGCAUUCGACACAACUCAGCCCAUAAACUAUGCAGUCUCUAAUAUUAUCUGCUCCAUCGUUUACGGCAGCAGAUUUGAAUAUGAUGAUGCAGAGUUUACAUCACUGGUAGAUCGAACAAACAGAACUAUUCAGCUUGUGGGCUCCCCAUCGAUACAGGUGUAUAACUUGUUCCCAUGGAUCGGUAAAUUUGUUGCUCACAGAGAGGAGAUCAAUAUGUUGAUUUCUGCCAACAAAAAACAGAAUCAACACCUCUUUAGUCGUUUAAAAGAGACCCUCAAUCCACAGAUGUGCAGAGGCUAUGUGGACUCCUUUCUUCUCCGAAAGCAAAAUCUGGAGGAAUCUGGGGUUACCGACAGUCAUUUCCACGAUAGAAACCUGAUGCAGACAGUUCUUAAUCUCUUUGCUGCUGGCACUGACACAACAGCAACAACGCUGAGAUGGGGACUUCUGUUUAUGGCCAAGUAUCCCAAAAUACAAGACAAAGUCCAAGAAGAGCUGAGCAGGGUGAUAGGAAGUCGUCAAGCGCAGGUUGAGGACAGGAAGAGCCUGCCUUUCACUGACGCUGUCAUCCAUGAGACACAGAGACUGGCUAACAUCGUCCCCAUGGCACUUCCUCACAAAACCACCAAAGACGUAACCUUCCAGGGUCACUUCAUUAAGAAGGGGACCACGGUAUAUCCUCUCUUGACAUCCGUCCUGUAUGAUGAGAGUGAGUGGGAACACCCCCGCAGUUUUUAUCCUGCUCACUUCCUGGACAAAGAUGGGAAGUUUGUUAAGCGAGAUGCCUUCAUGCCUUUUUCUGCAGGUCGCAGAGUUUGUCUUGGAGAGAGUCUGGCCAGGAUGGAGCUCUUCAUCUUCUUCACCAGCCUCUUGCAACACUUUCGUUUUACUCCUGCUCCAGGAGUUUCGGAGGAGGAGCUGGAUCUGACUCCCCGCACAGGCUUCACUCUCAACCCUUUACCUCAUAAACUGUGUGCCAUUUCCUGUAUGUGAGCAGUAGGGCUGGAAAAUGAGGCGUCGUCCCGCUGUCAUGUCUUCAUAUUCAUUACAGUCAGGAGAGUCAUUCUAAUGAGUUCAGCGUCAUAUUUCAUUUUAGUCCACACUUUGAUUAGGAAUUUUGUUGUGUCUGUUCUGGUUGUAUGUAAAGCGUCUUUGGGCAUUAGGAAAAGCACUAUACAAAUCUUAUGGGUUAUUAUUAUGUAGUGUAACAGGACUAAAUAUACAACUUCAUUAAUGUCAUGAUCACCUUCUCACUAGAAGCUUGUUGUAAAUGCAUACUGAUCCAAAUAUAUGGUAUUCUCUAAAUCAGAUGUUGUUUCUGCUGACCCUGUCAUUGAAAACAAAAAUGUUAUUCAUAUCAAUCUUUAUCCGCCUUUUUGUGUAAAUACUCUUCACUGAAGUCAACUAUCUCAUUGAGGUAAGUGUCUUAAUAAACCAACGGCAUGAUAGGUGACAAUUUGCAA